AUGACGCUGGGGGAGGAGAAGUUCACGUGCCCUCAGCAGCCCGCCGGGGUCGUGCCACCACCGCUGGUGCAGCACCUGAGGAUGGAAGACAACCAGCAGAUCGGCAUCUUUUGGUCUGGCCAGCAAGGAGAAGGGCAGGGCCGACUGUAUUUGGGUUCUGCCGCCAUGGAGAACGAACAUUACUCCCAGCAGUACGCCUUGGCAGCACACCUAGGGGAGCAGGGCUGGUACGACAUCUCAGUGGAGUCCAUCACCGUGGGCGGUGAAACCUUGACGGGACUCAACUGCGACCCGGUGAACGGGCAGACGUGUAUCCUGGAUACGGGCACUCCUUCCAUUGUGCUGCCGGGUCAGGCCUACGACUUGGUUCAGGAGGCUGGCUCUGGUUCUUUGUCCUUCCAAUUGACAGGCGUGGGAGAUGGUCCAGUGACGCUGAACUUUGAUCUGCAAAAGCUCACGGAGAUGGGUGCGAUCAGCAAGGGCAGCAAAGGAGCGGAACUGUGGUCCUUUGUGGGGAGAUGA
This is a messenger RNA of Cladocopium goreaui, 522 nucleotides long. Lineage: Eukaryota; Dinophyceae; Suessiales; Symbiodiniaceae. The record is from the annotation of a GenBank genome assembly.